Molecule: messenger RNA, 495 nt
Organism: Rotaria sp. Silwood2
Lineage: Eukaryota; Metazoa; Rotifera; Eurotatoria; Philodinida; Philodinidae
Source: the annotation of a GenBank genome assembly
AUGUCACAACUUCAUGCAUUCAUUUUUUAUAUAAGUACUGAAAUUGAAAUCAAUGAUUCAAUUGAUCGUUUAUCUGAUAAUGAUAUUCAACAAACGUUUACAAAUAUAGGUUAUUAUCGAAUAGCUUGUGCUGUAAAUUAUUACCGUAAAUCCAAAGCAAUAUGUCAUAUUUUCUCACUUCCGUUCAUAUUUGAUCGUCUUAUCAAGAUCUGCAGUCAUUUUCCAGCUGUGAUAUAUGAACAUGUUACGGAACUGACAAUACUUGAUGACAUUCUAUUUAAUUAUGAAUUUAUCGUGCGUAUUAGGAAGGCUUUCCCAUCGCUGGAUGAUUUGACCAUUAUCAUUCUUCAACCUCCAUCAGAUGAGUUUGGUCAAGAUGAACUUAGAGAAAAUCAAUCAAGUGCAAUUAUGAAAUACCUUCAUCUUAGUGGACUUACCACUUUGUAUAGAAGUGAUGACUAUUUGCGAGAGAACUUUACCAGAGAUACAACAUGA